ACGUCACCAUGGGCGAUAUUUUCCGCUUACACUGGCAACAUGAAAAUAUACUGGCCAAUGGGCUCGACGCCAAGCUAUUCUGGCACAAUUUCUAAAACCGGUUGAGGAAGGAAAUUUUAUAAGUCGCUAUCACAGACGACCGGAGUGCUCUCUCAUUCGAGAUUUACAACAGUACAAGAUGCAGUCAGGUUUCGUACUUUACCUUGGGCUUGCAGCCAUGCUCCUUUGCAGUGCCCUUACUGAAGCAAGAUAUACAGGAGAAAGAUCCGCUCUAAGAGAUUUAUUAUUGGCAGGACUCAUGACCGGUGAGAAAAGAGACCUUCCAUCCCCGCCAAGUGAUGCAGAGGAUACAAAUUUGAUAGAAGUACUUUCUGACAUGGUUAAAAAGAGAAGGAUGAAUUGUAUCGAUCGGUGUAAAAAACAAGCUGCCUUUGAAUUUAGUCAUUACUAUGAUGAUUAUACUAAAUGUCUUAUUGAGACAUGUUCAUCUUAAAAUAUUAACAGCCAAUGGAGACCUGGAUGUGAAAGAGAUAACAAUUAUAGCCGAUUUUCAAAAUUGACAAUAACAAGAAUUAUAUUUUAAAUGCGCUAUAUUUGAUGAAAAUGAAUUAAUGUUCCUUUACUUUAAACUGAUGAAAAUGUAGAUGUUUGAUUGACAAAAUAAAUAUACUAUCACAAAUAAAA
This is a messenger RNA of Owenia fusiformis, 684 nucleotides long. The record is from the annotation of a GenBank genome assembly. NCBI's taxonomy places the organism in Eukaryota, Metazoa, Annelida, Polychaeta, Sabellida, Oweniidae.